CAUGAUUUUUGAAAGGGGAUUGGUGAAUAAUGACCAUCCUCCUCAGCAAGCAUAAAGAAGAUCGUCCUUCGCAGUCGCAGCAAGCAUUCCGGCUCUGCAUCUGGCCCAGCUCUGGGUUGCGCGAACAGUCGGAACCCUAAUUCCCUCCCCGGCGCCGGCGCCGGCGCCCCCUAGCUGCGCCCCCACGACCAGCAGAAUCCAGAUCGAAGUUUUGCUCUUGCCGCGGCCCCGCCUAAACUCCAAAAGUGCGAACCCCCUAACUCAUCGAUCCCAGCCUGCCUCCGCCUACGCGCCUCGUGACGGCGUGGACCCCUCCCCUAUCUGCGUGCUGCGCGCAUCCGCCUGCGGCCUGUCCCGUGCAGCCGUGCCUCCUCCGCGCACAUCUCCAGGGUCUAGCCGAGAGCAGACCGCCGUGACGCCACCACUCGCGCUCGCGCUCCUGACAUCGUUGUCUGCCUUCUCUGUCUAAGAUCAGAGCAGAGCUCCAUCGAAAGCGUCGCCCGCCUGCUUGCAUCUCCUUGAAAUCUGCCAUACCUCAAAUUUUAUGCGUCCUCCGUCUCUGCUCAUUCCUGUUUUAUGGCCCUGUGUCUGUAUCCUUGUCGGUAGAUGACGUAUUCUCUUUGGAUCAUUGCCGCCAUUGUCCAUUGUGUGGCCACGUUAGGUGCAUUCGCUUAUGAAUUGGUUUCGGGUAUGGAGUAGUGGUUGUACUGCACUGCAAGCCUUGAUUUUAGGAGGUAGUCAGGUGUAGAUUUACUGUGUGGUUUGUUUUUGCGCUGGAAAUCGAUGUGAUGACUUACAAAGGACCGUAUCUGGGCGAGGCAACUAUUCGCGCAUGAUUAUAACUGAUCUGAGACAAAUGUCUGAGCAAGUAUGAUCCUAGUGCUUUAUCCUCUCCGCCUGAUGUUUGAUCGAAAAUGCUGUGAUGGAGUUUCAUUCUUUCCCUGUUUCCUUAUUUGCUAUGAUGACAUCUACAAGGACGACGUUUGAGUAAGGUGGCUCUUAAAAUGGUGCCUCUUUGCAUCCAAUCUGAAUGAGAUUCUGAGCAAGACCGGUGCUCUCCUCUGUUGAUCGUCAAGCACUAUACUAGCUGAACUCUACAUCAAAAUGAUAUGCUAUACUUUCUUUUAUGUCAACCAUAUAUUUCUUUUGGCAUCCAUUUGGUCCCUUGUUCACAUUCAAACAAGCUUUCAAUUUUUUCUACUAUAUAAAGCACCAAUUUCCACGGUUUCCAUAGUCGUCGCGCUACUCCACAUUUAAAUGGUAAAAAAGUUAAAAUUAUGCACAAAUGAUGAUUUGAACAAUGGUUGUUGGCUCCACGCACAUUCACACCCACCUAACCAACAUAAUACACAUGUCUUUAUGUUUUAUACUUUACACUCAUAAAUUGAAACCGUAGCAAUGUACACACACUUUGGUAUUUAAGUGUCAGUUUUAUGCAAUCCCUUUCCCAGUGGCAGCAUACAUUGAUCACUCUCCCAGUGGUGAGGAUUGUAUCUAAGUUCAGUGGAAUUGUUUUCCUAACUUUUAUAUCCAAAAUUGAAUGACUUCUCAGUAAAACUAUUUUGUCUGCACAACCAUUCCUUGUCUUUAAGAUAUCGUAGAUUUUAGCAAUAUUUUGAUUUAUUGUACAUGUAAUGCUUAUUUAUGGAUGAUUGUUAUGAUGACUCCUAUUAGGGUAUAGGGUUACUGAAGGGAUUGCAUCCCAUCUGAUUAUACCAAAAACCGAAUAUGGUUUCUGAUCAAAUCCAGCCAUACUGUCGAAGAACCCAACCAAUGAUUUACUCCAUUUUGAUUAACCAAAUUGAUGUAAUUAUAUUCAUCGCUUUCUUAGUGGCAGCAUUAUUAUAGAAUCGGAAUUGCCUUGCCUAUUUCCUAGCACAAUUUUUUCUUCUUCUCUUUUGGGUCAUGCUUGUUCUCCCUUUGCCGUAAUCUUAAAAUGGUGCAUCUUUUUUUUUAUUACAUCCAAUCUGAAUGAGAUUCUGAGCAAACCAGGUGCUCUCCUCUUUUGAUCGGCAAGCACUGUACUAGCUAAGAUCUACAUCAAAAUGUUAUGCUAUACUUUCUUUUAUGUCAAUCAUAUGUUUCUUUUGGCAUCCAUUUGGUCCCUUGUUCACCAUACAAGAUUUCGGAUUUUAUUAUUUAAGUGUCAGUUUUAUGCAAUCCCUUUCCCAGUGGCAGCAUACAUUGAUUGCUCUCCCAAUGGUGAGGAUUGUAUCUAAGUUCGGUGGAAACUUCUACAUCCAAAAUUGAAUGACUUCUCAGCAAAGCUAUUUUGCCUGCCCAACCAUUCCUUGUCUUGAAGAUAUCGUAUCUUUUUAGUCAUAUUUUGAUUUAUUGUGCAUGUAAUGCUUAUCUAUGGAUUAUUGCUAUGAUGACUCCUAUUAGGGUUUAGGGUUACUGAAGGGAUUGUAUCCCAUCUGAUUAUACCAAAACCGAAUAUGGUUUUUGAGCAAAUCCAGCCAUAUUGUCGAAGAACCCAACUAAUGAUUUACUCCAUUUUGAUUAACCAAAUUGAUGUAAUUAUAUUCAUCGCUUCCUUAGUGGCAGCAAUAUUAUAGAAUCAGAAUCGCCUUGUCUAUUUCCUAGCACAAUUUCUUCUUCUCUUCUGGGUCAUGCUUGUUCUCCUUUUGUCGUGAUCUUAAAAUGGUGCCUCUUUUUUUAUUACAUCCAAUCUGAAUGAGGUUCUGAGCAAACCAGGUGUUCUCCUCUUUUGAUCGGCAAGCACUGUACUAGCUGAGAUCUACAUCAAAAUGCUAUGUUGUACUUUAUUUUAUGUCAAUCAUAUGUUUCUUUUGGCAUCCACUUGGUCCCUUGUUCCCAACCAUACAAGAUUUCAGAUUUUAUUAUUUAAGUGCCAGUUUUAUGCAAUCCCUUUCCCAACCAUACAUUGAUUGCUCUCCCAGUGGUGAGGAUUGUAUCUAAGUUCGGUGGACUUAUUUUCCUUACUUUUACAUCCAAAAUUGAAUGACUUCUCAACAAAGCUAUUUUGCCUGCCCAACCAUUCCUUGUCUUGAAGAUAUCUUUUUAGUCAUAUUUUGAUUUAUUGUAGAUGUAAUGCUUAUCUAUGGAUGAGUGCUAUAAUGGUUCCUAUUAGGGUUUAGGGUUACCGAAGGGAUUGCAUCCCAUCUGAUUAUACCAAAACCGAAUAUUGUUUCUGAGCAAAUCCAUCCAUAUUGUCAAAGAACCAAACCAAUGAUUUACUCCAUUUUGAUUAACCAAAUUGAUGUAAUUAUAUUCAUCGCUUUCUUGGUGGCAACAUUAUUAUAGAAUCGGAAUCGCCUUGUCUAUUUCCUAGCACAAUUUUUUUCUUCUUCUCUUUUGGGUCAUGCUUGUUCUCCUUUUGCCGUGAUCUUAAGGGGAUGACUUAAAUGUGCUCCUUCUGAUUAUACCAAAACUGAAUCUGGUUACUGGGCAAAUCCACCAUACCAUUGUAGAACUCAGUUACUUAGCCAAUGUUUUCUCUCUCUUUGAUCAACCUGAUUGAUGUAGUUACAUUCUUCAAUUUCUCUAUGCCAACAUUAUUAUGGCAUCAGGAUUGCCAUAUUUGAUUUCCUAGAACAGUUGUCUUCUUCUAUGUCUUUUACUCUUUUUUUGGAUCAUCCUUGCUCUGUAAGACUAUAUUUUCCAUGAUGACUACUAUUAAGACGGUAUCUAAAAGGGGUAGCUUUUAAUUGUACCUCUUCUGAUUGUACCGAGACUGAAUCAGUGUUUUCAGAACGUUCGAUUAGUCGCGAUUAAUCGGCUGAUAAUAACUCCAGAGCCGAGCAAGGGUAACGACGCGAUCAGGGCGAUCAGAUAUCUGAUCGUCCGAUUAGUUGAACGAUCAGCCUGGCUGGUUGGAUUGAAAUUUCGGCCCAGUGGCCCAGCCCAGCUUCCUUUUUCCCAUUCCCACCACGUGAGCAGAAGCUGCACAACCAAGAGCCAACAGAGCAACGCCCAGGCACACACGACACGAACCAGGCAACCAGCUGCCGAGGGAGGACCGGAGGAACCCUAGCGGAACACUGUGCAGGUGACGGCGGCGCGCUACCGGUGACGGGGGAUACGGCGGCAUCGUCCCCCUCGGCCCUUCCUCCAUCCCCGGCGCGGCGGCGCCAGUAGCCGGCCUGCAGGAUGAUCAAUCACCACGAAAUAGUGCAGUUUGGGAAGCUGUACAAUAGAGACAUGGAAUCAGCUCCUGCUCAUACCCCUCUUAUACAUGGUCUUCCUGAUGAGGUAGCUCUCAUUUGCUUGGCAAGAGUUCCUCGGCGGUAUCAUAAUAUUCUCAGGCGUGUCUCAAGGAGAUGGAGAGCUCUGUUAUGCAGUGAAGAAUGGCACUUGUGCCGCAAGAGGAAUAACUUGGACGAGCCGUGGAUCUAUGUAAUCUGUAGGGAAGCAGGCAUCAAAUGCUAUGUGUUGGCUCCAGAUCCUCCAAGCCGGUGCUUUCGAAUCAUGCAUGUCAUUGAACCCCCAUGCUCAGGGAGGAAAGGUGUUACCAUUGAAGCUUUAGACAAAAAGCUAUUUCUUCUGGGUGGCUGCAGUUCCGUGUAUGAUGCUACGGAUGAAGUAUAUUGUUAUGACGCAUCCUCAAAUCGCUGGAGCUCAGCUGCUCCAAUGCCUACAGCAAGGUGCUAUUUUGUGUCUGCAUCCCUUAAGGAGAAGUUGUACAUAACUGAUGGAUACGGCUUGACGGACAAGUCACCAAAUUCAUGGGACAUCUAUGACCCGGCCACGGACUCGUGGUGCACCCACAAGAACCCGUUGCUCACCCCUGACAUAGUGAAAUUCGUCGCAUUGGGGGAGGAGCUGGUGACCAUUCACCGAGCGGCGUGGCACAGGAUGUACUUUGCCGGCGUAUACGACCCGCUGGAACGCACCUGGAGGGGCAGAGGGAACGAGAUCGCUCUCUGCUACUCGAGCCCGACGGUGGUCGUGGACGGGACGCUGUACAUGCUGGAGCAGUCCAUGGGCACGAAGCUGAUGGUGUGGCGGGAGGACGCCAAGGAGUGGGCCAUGCUCGGCAGGCUCUCCGACAAGGUCACUAGACCCCCCUGCGCGCUCGUGGCCAUCGGCAGGAAGAUUCAUGUGGUCGGAAGAGGGCUGAGCAUGGUCACCGUGGAUGUGGACACGGCGGCAAGGGUGGACGGGUUCCUGGUUACCACCUCUGUAGGCCCGUUGGUGGAGGAAGACCUGACCCCGGAGAGGUGCGUGGUGAUCACCAUCUGAAGGGGUGGGCGUGUCCAAGCUUCCUUGACGCCGGGUGUAUUGUGGUAACUGUGACUGACUAUCGUCGCUGGCGCCGAACAUUUGGCUAGCUAGCGUGGAUGAUAUAUACUGCGAUGUGAGUGAAUUCAAUAAGAGGCUUGGCUCUCCAUACAGCCAAUAACUAUAGUUAGCAUUUGUAUCUCGUGUUGUUUGGGCUGCUUUUGUCGACUGCUGGCUGUAAGAACAAUAUUUGAGCUUCGUUUGUUGAGUACUGUGCGUCCCAGAUGGAUGGGAUUAAUACAAGCUAAUGUGAUCCUCGUCCUGGCACUUUUGUUA
Messenger RNA from Zea mays, 5520 nucleotides. RefSeq names its product F-box/kelch-repeat protein SKIP4. Lineage: Eukaryota; Viridiplantae; Streptophyta; Magnoliopsida; Poales; Poaceae. The transcript is spliced from 4 exons. Bases 4114 to 5205 code for a protein of 363 amino acids. Gene Ontology annotation, molecular function: protein binding. The record is from RefSeq and is a predicted model, not a curated record.